Messenger RNA from Meloidogyne enterolobii, 636 nucleotides. The record is from the annotation of a GenBank genome assembly. Lineage: Eukaryota; Metazoa; Nematoda; Chromadorea; Rhabditida; Meloidogynidae.
CUACUCUCUUCAUCCCCUCCCCCACAAUCAGGGUUGUCCGAAAUUACAGCUCCGUAGGAAAUUUGAGACGCAUGCCAUCCCCCCUCACAUCUUCUAAUCUUAUUUAAUUUUAGUUGAUUCUCAUAGCAGUCUCGAAUAUUAUCUGAUCUCGAAAAAUCUCGAAAAACCAAAAAAAUUGCUGUACGAGAAUCGAGAUCUCGAAAAAUUCUCGAUAUCGAUAACCGAGAUUUUUGAUUGAGAUCUCGUCUCAGUUCGAUCUCUAGUUAUAAUAUUGCGGAUGUAUAUAUCUAAAGAUCGGCUUGAGAGUGUUUUAUGAGAAUUGUGGGAGCUCUCGUCUCGAUCGACCUUUCUAUAUGCCUACUAUGUGUGUAUGUAAGGAUAAGAUCAGAUUGUUUUAGCUUUUCGAAGAUCCGACUGUAAUUUUCUAGAAAUUUUAUUUGCUUACAAUUAGCUUCGACAUUAAAAAUGGAUUAUCCAUUAAUUAUUACCUUAUUUAUCUUCACUAUAAUUUUACUAACUAAUGCCGCACCACAAUAUGAUCUUUUCUCUGGACAACAUAUAGGUGCGCAUGGAACAGGAAUGGGGCCAUCUACCUAUUCUUGGAACUUUCCAUUUUGGAGAUUCUUCAAAAGUUGA